CGCAUCGUUCCCCUCCAGCUCUCUCUCCCUCUCUCGACGCUGCCCAUCGUAGCACGCCGCCUACAGCCGCUGCCGCCGCCGCCGUGCUCCUAUCCACUUCUCCCCUUUCAUCUCCUGUCGCCGAGAUCGUUGCCGCCGCGCUGCUCUCCCGUCGAGCUCGCCCCUCACCGUUGCUGGGAGGAGACGGUUGACCCUCUGAUUGUAUCGAAGCCGAUGAGUUCGGUGGGCACCGUGUCCUUCUACACCGUCACCGGCGCCGCCUCCUCGUGAGAUCCCCACCAUGGAUUUGUGGUGAUGUAGGAUCUGUGGUGAUGUAGAAGGGCAGCAGGGCAGCAGCCUCAACGCCACAGGUAACCGCUGAGGAUGUUUAAAAAGGACACCACCAAUAGCAAAGCACUCUAUUGCUGCAAUUAUAUGCAGCGUGUGUGUAUCAUGUUGUUGGGUUGUUGACAUGGCCCAUGGUCCAGUUGCGGCUCAUGCUCAAGGCACGGUCGAGGCUGGUGUUGGGUUGGUAGGUGGUCGUGGCCGUGGCCAUGGGCGUUCUGCUGGUCGUCGUGGACGAGCCACUGGCCGUGGAGGUUCUAAUAUAGGGCGUGCCCCUAUUUCUGAUAAUGUCGCUGCUUGCCGAGUGCCUGACGCUGGAGCUGAGCCUCUUGACAGGCGUAGGGGUGUGAGUCGGGGGGUGCCUGCUGCUGGAGCUGAGCCUAUCGCCAGGCGUGGGCGUGGCGCUCGGCAGGUGCCUGCCGCUGGGCGUGGCGCCAUGCCUCAACCAAGUGGUAGGGAGCCAAGUGGUAGCGGUGUUCGUGGCCAUGUCCCUGGUCGUGGUGCUGAUUCUGGGAAUGCAGCCGCUGCUGUUGUCCCUGGUGGGGCUGCUGGUCCUAGGUUCACCGCCGCUCCUAGGCGUGCGGCGGUCCCUGGGAUUGCUAGACGUUACGUGCCAUGUCAGCCUGUUGGGUGUCCUCCUUGAAGCCGUACAAGUGAUGGCUGGUUCCCUUUUCUGAGCUCGACCGUGGCUGCGGUAAAUCACAGAAAACGGAAAAUGUGCGUUGAGUUUCGGCGCACUCGAUAUGAAGAACAUGUCGUUGAUGGGCCUUUGCCGAAGGAUUGGCAUGGUUUCUCGGUUUAUGUGAGUUCGAAGGUGACUGGGGUAGACCGCAACAGACGGAAAAGACGGAAAGUGUCGAUUAAAUUGUGACGUCCUGGAUGCGAAGAGAUUGUUGUCCAAGGGCAUGUGCCGAAGGAUUGGCAAGGUUUCUCGGUCAAGUUUGUCGAGUCCCUUAAAGCUUGCUAUGCAGAUAGGUCGUACUACGGCCCUCCGGAUUUCUUGUGCCAAUAAUGUGGUGCCUCCUUUUGGUUUGCUGAGUGUUCAAAGUCCAGGUCAUCCUGGACACAACGUAAGAUGGUUUAUAAUCGCUGUUGUAAAGGCGCUAAGGUAUAUAUUCCUCCCUUUAAGGAUCCCCCUGCCUAUCUCCGUGAGCUCCUUCGAUUCGAUGGUACUUCUCGUGCUAAAAAAUUCAUCCGGACUAUACGUGAGUACAAGUGUAUGUUCGCUUUCACUUCGAUGGGUGCUACUAUUGAACGCUCGUUUGGUGGCAGCCGUGGACCUAAGAUUUUUAAGAUCAGUGGUCAAGUGUCUCAUCGUAUUGGUUCGUUGAUGCCUAGCGGUGAUGAUACACCUAAGUUUGCUGAGUUGUAUAUACAUGACCCAGCUAAUGAGAUUAGACAUAGGAUGAAUGCCUUAAAUCCAGAUGACAAGCCUACUGGGGGUGUGGAUGAGAGUAUUGUGGUUGGUCUUAGAGACAUGCUUAAUGAGUUUAACACAUUGGUACAGACCUUUCGGGAGGCGAGUAAGAUGAUAGAGGAUCGUAGUGAUGAACCCAUCGAGGAUAUCUCGAUUCGUAUUAUUGGACCUUCAGAGGGUGAUAGUCCACAGUUUAGUUUGCCUACAACCACUGGGCUUGCUGCUUUAGUUGUCGGUGGUGGCUUCACGUUAGAGGCAUCUUCUCGGGAUAUUGUUGUUCGCAGUCGUUCCGACGGUUUGCAGCAGAUAUCUUCUCUGAACACUACAUUCAUGCCUCUGCAAUACCCGUUGCUUUUCCCUUAUGGAGAGAUAGGGUUCCAGGUGGAUGUUCCUCACUUGAUUGUUCCUAAAGAAGAUGAUGACGAUGGACCUAUAGAUCCUAAUCCUGCACCUGGAAGUCCGACCGUUGAGGCGUCCUCUUCAUACCCUUCUGGGGGUGGUGAUGCUUCCACAAAUAGUCAGAAUAGGAUGACCAUGCAGGAUUACUAUCGUUUUAUGUGCCAUUACAAGGGUGAUCAGCCCAAUCCAUAUUUAUGUUAUGGUCUCCUCUCCUCCCAGUCGGUUGUUGAUGCACGUGCGUGCAUCGAUGAAAGUAGAUUGUGGUAUAUCAUAAGAAAUUAGGACAUGCUUAGAUCAGAGCACAUGCAGGGUAUUACUGAUGCGGUAGGUGAUGGGUGUGUUGAUGGUGAUGCUCUUGGGAAGAGGGCCAUUGUACCUUCCAGUCACAUAGGCGGUCGUUGUUACUUCCAUGAAAAUUUCCAUGAUGGCCUUGCCGUUUGUCGGGUGCACGGUGCGCCUAACAUAUUUACCACUUUCACUUGCAAUCCCAAGUGGCCUGAGAUCACAAGUGCAUUGGAACCAGGUCAGAUGCCUUCUGAUAGGGCGGAUAUUGUUGUUAGGGUCUAUCACAUGAAGCUCACCGAGUACUUGGAUGAGAUUAAGUCAGGCCGGGCUUUUGGCCCCAUUACAGCUGUGUUGUAUACCGUUGAGUUCCAGAAGCGGGGACUGCCUCACGCGCAUAUACUUGUCUGGCGGAGAGGGGGUAACGAUGGCGAUGACUGAUCUACAGGCUUUUGUUGUGGGGAACAAGAACCUGACCAUCUGUGUGUAUGUUUCGCUCUGUAGCAGCAUUGUGGAUCCACUGAUAAUGGUCCUAUCAAACACACUGACAUGGUCUUUUUGGAUGUGCAGGUCUAACAUAUAUGCUGAGAUUGGUGAGAAGCUUGUGCCUAAGUAAAAUUGAGACAACCACAUCCAUGUUGUUUCUUGGCAUGGGCAACCACAUCUAUGCUAAUAUUGGCUCCUGAGCUCCUUUAUAGGUCUCUUGCUGUGAAGCUUGUGGUUGGCAUGACUUUCAAGCAUUCAAUUCUUGUGAGGGUGGAGUUGGAGAAGGUGGGGCGUCAGAGCAGAGCCAGUUGCAGCAUCCACGACCUCCUCGGGCAUGACCAAUCCUGCCAGAUUGACCAGGUUGCGGGGUUUGGUCAGCAGUGUGUGUGGCCAGUGGUUGGAGCACACUAAAUUCGAGGAACAAUGCCGUCGUCGACCAUGGAUUCAGAUCCUGAGAGUUUUGUCAGGAUAGGGAGAGACACUGAGGCAAAAGGCAAAUGUACAUGCUCCUUAUUACUUAUCAUAAACAUUUUCCUAUUGAGAUCCACCACUGAUGACAGAAGUCUGCUACCCUGCUCCUGUGAAGGUCACCGAAGGCCUGCGCCUCCCACCGUGGUAUCCUCUCUCAGCUUGCACCUCUUCAUGAACUUCAGCUAGGUAUGAGGCACAAUAAAGGUGGCAAUAAGAUGUGCGGACAAUUAUCUUUGUUUUCGUGACCAUGCUGAUGAGGGUGGAGCUGCCAUUGAGGCACAUUUGGCCUCCGAGGUAUCAAACCCUCCAACCUCCAUUUUCUUUAGGAUGGUCCCGAGCCCAUCUCACCUUGGUCUUCUCUCCUCCAUGGAUUCGAUUGUGUGCAUGGAUGAGGAAAGAGUCAUUGCAAGAGGUGUUGGUGGAGACGGAGGUUGAGUGGACGAUCGACAUACACGACGUCAUCUAUAACUGCCUCUAUGGCUUCCUCGGCCUCCAUGUCAGCCUCCCUGCUUCACUAAAGCAAAAGGGUUUGCAGCGUUGUGUGGUGAUGGCCCUGCCCCUGGCCAAUAUCGAUGCUCAUAGGAGUGAUCUUUGGCUAUGGAGGCGUAGCUUCGGAUGGUCUACAACAGUGUCUGGUUUCUCUGCUGGCUCUAAUUAUGUCACGUCAUGUUGGUUGGCAUACAUUUAUUUCUGUAUUUGGCACUUCUGGUUGGCUGAUGUUGUUAUGUUGUCCACGGGAACACAAUACUUAUGUUGGUGUCUAUGAUAGACUUUUGUUGUUCUACUGCCUGCACCCUGUUCGUUUAGAAGAUGAAGGGGAUGGAUGCAAACUUAUGUAUGCAAUGCAGGAUGAUCAUGGUAGCUUAUGUAAUUGUCGCUGGUCUUCUGUAUGAACGGUUUGCUUCGAUAUUUUUGUGUUAUUUUCUC
This is a messenger RNA of Triticum dicoccoides, 4306 nucleotides long. RefSeq lists its product as uncharacterized. NCBI's taxonomy places the organism in Eukaryota, Viridiplantae, Streptophyta, Magnoliopsida, Poales, Poaceae. The coding region runs from base 1400 to 2422 and encodes 340 amino acids. The record is from RefSeq and is a predicted model, not a curated record. The transcript is spliced from 18 exons.